CAAGAACAACAAAUAAAUAUCAGACACCCUCGUACUCUAUAUAGAUUGAAAACCUUGCCUUAAAUUCCCAGAAUCUCUCCCCCAAAGAAAAUAAAAUCUAAAUCAAAUAAAAAAAAAAUGGCAGUUGCUUUAAUGGAAAGCAGCUUCCUCUCAAACCCUAUUACAUCAACUUUCAUCAGACCCCACAAAAGAAUUGUUCCUGUUAAACAUGUUUUCAUAUCUUGCAGACAAACCCCAGAUCAAGAUAAUAAUAAUAAUGAUUCCUCAAUGAAAAAUGGGAAGAGCCAGUUGGGUAGAGUGGCACUAGUUGCAAUGGCGGCAGGGUUAUUGACACUGGGUUCUGUUGACCCUGCUGCAGCCGGUAAGAGUGGCGGUAGGGUUGGUGGUCAGGCUUUCCGGUCAUCAGCGCCGCCUCGUUCUUCUGGCCCAAGAAUCAACAAUUCUAGGACAAAUGUGUAUAUAAACCCACGAGUGGCCCCACCUCUAGGUGGCGGAUAUGGUUACGGUGGAUAUGGUUAUGGGGGGUGGGGAUGGUCUCCCUUCUCGUUUUUCGCACCGGGUCCCGCUGUGGCUGUAGGCGGCGUUGGAGGUGGAUUUGAUCUAUUUUUCCUAUUUAUUGCACUAGGUGCAGCUUCUGCUGUUUUCAGGAAAUUCUUUGGUGCAAGAAGAGAAGAUGAUGAUGAUGAUUAUUAAAUACACAACUAUACCUAGAGAGAUUGCUCUUGUAAUUAUUUAUACUUGAGUCCUUUGUAUACAACACAAUUUUGAAAUUUUUAAUAGUUGGACUUUCUUCAACUUAGUUC
This is a messenger RNA of Erythranthe guttata (spotted monkey flower), 803 nucleotides long. RefSeq lists its product as uncharacterized. Lineage: Eukaryota; Viridiplantae; Streptophyta; Magnoliopsida; Lamiales; Phrymaceae. The record is from RefSeq and is a predicted model, not a curated record.